Messenger RNA from Sabethes cyaneus, 1875 nucleotides. RefSeq names its product cytochrome P450 9e2-like. Gene Ontology annotation, molecular function: oxidoreductase activity, acting on paired donors, with incorporation or reduction of molecular oxygen; heme binding; iron ion binding. The record is from RefSeq and is a predicted model, not a curated record. Bases 52 to 1644 code for a protein of 530 amino acids. The transcript has 2 exons. Lineage: Eukaryota; Metazoa; Arthropoda; Insecta; Diptera; Culicidae.
UUUGUUUCCAAUCGGAUAAGAAACUCUAUCAUCUGUCGCUCAGUUAACGCAAUGGAGCUGAAUUGCGCGUAUCUGGUUCUUGGAGUCGUCGUUGCGGUGUGUUUAGGCUAUUUACUGACCCGGAGAAAAAAUGAUUAUUUUCAGAAAAAAUCAAUUCGAUCGUUGUCUUCGGGGAUUUUCUAUUCUAUAGUAUUCAAGAAGAAAUCAGUUUCGGAUCUUGUGAACAUGAUCUAUGAAAAAUUUCCAGAAGAUAGGGUCGUUGGUACGUUCGACCCAACUGGACCGCAAUUUAUGCUGUUAGAUCCGGAGCUUAUCAAGACGAUAGUUGUCAAAAACUUCGAUCACUUUGCGGAUAGACGGCCGAGUUUUUGGAAUCCGAAUGCCAAGAAUCCCAAUACGAUACUAAAUCGAACGUUAUUCACGUUAGCGGGGGAAAGAUGGCGUAACAUGAGGGCCACCCUUAGUCCGGCAUUCACAGGAAGCAAAAUGCGGCAGAUGUUCCAGCUGGUUCUCGAGUGUAGCCUGGAUAUGGCGCAGCACUAUCGACAGGAGUUGGCCACUGUUGAGUCUAAAGAGUACGACAUCAAGGAUAUGUUUUCUAGGUUUACUAAUGAUGUUAUCGCCACGUGUGCAUUCGGUAUCAAGGUUAAUUCGCUCAAAGAUCCCAACAAUGACUUUUACGUUAACGGGAAAAAAAUGACGCAUUUCCAUCGCUUCAGUGUGUUACUGCGCAUGAUGGCAAUUAUCAUUUUUCCACGCAUAACCGAUGCAUUGGGUGUGGAAAUUAUUGAUAAAGAACAGCAGGAUUAUUUGUCGGCUCUUAUCUUGGAUGCAAUACACGAGCGAGAGACUAAAAAAAUAAUUCGGCUUGAUAUGAUACAUCUCUUAAUGGAAGCAAGAAAAGGUACAUUGAAAAACCAGCUUGAGCAGGAGCACAACGAAGCCUUCGCAACUGUACAAGAGUCGGAAGUCGGCCAAAGAAUGACAAAUUUUCAGAUGACUGACGUAGACAUGGUGGCACAGUGUUCGAUAUUCUUCACUGCCGGUUUCGAUACGGUUUCUACUUGUCUCACCUUUUUAAUCUAUGAACUGACGCUUAACCCUGAGAUACAACAACGCCUCUACGAGGAAGUGCUUCAAACCGAGCAAGAGCUAGACGGCCGGCCACUCGACUACGAUACGCUGCAGAAAAUGAAAUACAUGGACAUGUGCGUCUCCGAGAGCCUCCGGCUGUGGGCACCGAUUCCGAUGGUUGACCGGUUGUGCAUUCGUGACUACCAGGUGGACGACCGGGAGCUCAACUUUGUGAUAGACAAGGGAACCUCCAUUCUAAUACCGAUUCACGCUUUACAUCGAGAUGCUCGAUAUUUUCCCGAUCCGGAAAAAUUCGAUCCUGAACGGUUUAGUGAAGCCAACAAGGCCAACAUCAAUCUGGGAGCGUACAUUCCGUUCGGAACUGGUCCGAGGAACUGUAUCGGUUCGAGAUUCGCACUGAUGGAAGUUAAGGCCAUCGUGUACCAUAUGCUGCUGCAGUUCAGUUUCGUACGGACGGAAAAUACGCCGGUACCGAUGAGUUUGCUACGUGGAUUGGCAGCGAUGGGCAGUGAGCGGGAUGUUAUGAUUGCAUUGAAGUUACGUAAAUAGAUGAGUGAUAAGUGCCUUUGUUUGUAGAAAAUCGUGUUUUGGAUACCAAAAAACAAAUUUUUACUGGUUACUUAAUAUUUUUAGCAACAGUAGGACUCAUUACAUUACUUAAAACAGUUUGUUUUGCUUUUCCCAUAUAAGUCUUAUGGUAGAAGUAAAGUAAACUCUUUUAUUAAUUCAACCUACUAGCUAUAAUAAUCAAUGUAAUGUUGGUUUCGUGCAAGAUUUAGG